AUGAUUACCUCAAAAGCUCUUCCUACAGAGAUAAAGUCGUUGAUGGGAAGAUUUUUGGACAGGGCAGCUGAAUUUGAAAAGCGUGAUUUGGUGGUGCACUUUUAUUGCCUUAUGCAUAGUUUGGAUCUUAUCGUGAAAGAACCAAGCUAUUCUAAUAACCCAAAAAUUUUACAAUUUUCUCUGCCCUUGCUGGAGAGGGUAGAAACUAUGAAGAAGGAAAGUGAGCGUGAAGAAAUAAAAAACAGAGUCUGUGGGCAAGCUUAUUUAGAAAAUUACGCUUUAAAAAUUUUUACCCAUGCCGACAAACAAGAUCGUGAGGGAAAGGCCACGAAAGCAACUGUUAAACUUUUUUACACGGCUUCCGUUCUUAUUGAAGUGUGCAGUCAAUUUGGGUCCCUUAACACCGAGCUGGCCGAAAAACUCAAAUACGCCAAGUAUAAAACGGUUUACCUAACCAAGUGUAUAAAUGAAGGGAUCACUCCUCAACCAGGGCCCCCGGAUGCAGAAGACGAGCAGAAACAAGAAGUGAGUAAGCCCAACGGGCUGGAGGCUUCUCCUAACUACCGCGUGCUUCCGGAACCUAAAGACAGAGAGGGUUACCCACCGUUGGCCCACUUUGGAAGCACCGAAGCUGUUCCGCCUGCCGCCAGCCAGUCGAUAAGUUCUUUGUGCUCGAUAACGACGGAUCUCAUACCAAAACGAAAGGAGGACGUGUCGACGAGUGAUAUCAGCAAUGUCGAUAAAAACUUAAGGUCGGUUAGGAGCGCCCUACAGUUCGAGGAUAUCGAGGCGGCCGUGAAGCAUCUGAAGCUUGCUCUGGACAUCCUCACCGUGUCGCCCAUCCGUGAUCACCACUCUUCAGGGUAAUGUGAAAACUUUAUUAAAUACUUAU
Zophobas morio is the source of this 892-nucleotide messenger RNA. RefSeq names its product vacuolar protein sorting-associated protein VTA1 homolog. The record is from RefSeq and is a predicted model, not a curated record. Gene Ontology annotation, biological process: late endosome to vacuole transport via multivesicular body sorting pathway. Lineage: Eukaryota; Metazoa; Arthropoda; Insecta; Coleoptera; Tenebrionidae. The transcript is spliced from 10 exons. Gene Ontology annotation, cellular component: multivesicular body. The coding region runs from base 1 to 867 and encodes 288 amino acids.